AUGGCACUUUUAUGGAAAAUAAUCUGCAGCUGGAGCAUUGCCUUUUUCUUUGUUCUGGUCGGGUAUGCGCACGGAGACCUCAGCUAUUCUGUACAAGAGGAAUUGAAACGCGGAUCUGUAAUAGGAAAUAUUGCCAAGGAUCUUGGAUUGGAGGUGGGGAAAUUGUCUGCUCGCAAAGCUCGUGUUGACAUGGAAAAAAACAACAAACAGUAUUGUGCAAUAAACAUGCGUACAGGGGAUUUAAUGGUUGCAGAUAGAAUUGACCGAGAGGAGCACUGCGGAGAAAAACCUUCUUGUUUUCUGAAAUUCGACCUGCUGCUUGAAAAUCCUUUAGAAUUGCACCGGUUGUCGUUACAAAUUCAAGAUAUAAAUGAUAAUUCUCCCAUUUUCUCUAAAGAUUUUGUGAAACUAGAAAUAAGUGAAUCGGCUAUGAAAGGAGGCAAAUAUCGCAUUAAUGCAGCACAUGAUUUGGAUAUAGGAUCAAAUUCUGUUCAAAGCUACAUUUUGCAACAAAAUUCCAAUUUUGUGUUCCACAUUCAGACGACAAAUGAUGGCAACAAAUAUGGUGAGCUGAUUUUAGAUAAGGAACUGGACAGAGAAGAGCAGCAGGAAAUUAGCCUAUUGCUUACAGCUGUGGAUGGUGGUUCUCCUAGGAGAUCUGGCACUGUAGUCAUAAAAGUCAUUGUACUUGAUGCAAAUGACAACGCCCCAGUUUUCACUCAGGGUGUGUAUAAAACCUCCGUGAAGGAAGAUGUGGCCUCGAAAACUCCAAUUAUCACUGUGAGUGCAUUAGAUGCAGAUGAAGGAAUGAAUGGAGAAGUUACAUAUGAGUUCAGCAGACUUUCUGAUAAAGCGAAAAGUAUGUUUUCCCUAAAUGAGAAAACUGGAGAAAUUGUUGUGAUAGGUGAGCUAGAUUAUGAAGAUGAAACAAACCAUGAAUUGUUGGUUGAGGCCAAAGAUGGUUACGGUCUUUCUUCGGAGGCAAAAGUAAAUAUUGAUAUAACUGAUGUAAAUGACAAUGCCCCUGUGAUCAAUUUAAAAUCACUGUCUAAUACAGUAGUUGAGAAUAUGCCCCCAGGUACAGCAGUGGGCAUCGUUAAUGUGCAGGACAGAGACUCAGAGCAGAACGGACAAGUCCGCUGUUCCAUUCAACAAAAUGUCCCUUUUAAAUUAGUUCCUUCUAUUCCAAAUUAUUAUUCACUGGUGACGACUGGACAACUGGAUCGUGAACUGAUUUCUGAUUACAACAUUACAAUCAAUGCCAUUGAUGAGGGUUCUCCUCCUCUAUCCUCUUCUAAAAGUCUUCACUUGUCUAUAGCAGACGUCAAUGACAACCCACCUUUGUUUGAGGAACUGUCCUAUAGCGCAUACAUAAGUGAAAAUAACAAAGCUGGCUCCACUUUAUGUUCAGUUAGUGCCCAAGACCCCGACUGGAGACAGAACGGCAGUGUGAUUUAUUCUCUGUUAGCCACCGAGGUGAACGGUCUCCCAGUCUCAUCCUACGUGUCUGUUAACGGGGACACGGGGGUGAUCCAUGCCGCUAGGUCAUUUGAUUACGAACACUUGAGGAGUUUUCAAGUCCACAUCAUGGCCAGAGACAAUGGUUCUCCUCCACUGAGCAGCAAUGUGAGCGUCAGUGUGUUCAUCUCAGACGUGAACGACAAUGCCCCUCAGAUCCUGUACCCUGCUCCGGAGGGCAACUCCUUCAUGACUGAGCUGGUCCCCAAAGCUGCUCAAGGAGGUUCUGUUGUGUCCAAAGUGAUAGCGGUGGACGCGGACUCUGGACAGAAUGCCUGGUUGUCCUAUCAUAUAGUCAAGUCCACAGAUCCAGGACUUUUCACCAUUGGACUUCACAGUGGAGAGAUUAGGACCCAACGGGACAUUUUGGAAUCUGACAGCAUGAAACAGAACUUGAUUGUGGCAGUGAAGGAUAAUGGGCUGUCCCCUCGCUCAGCCACCUGCUCCAUGUAUUUACUUCUUUCCGAUAACUUGGCGGAAGUGCCAGAGCUGAAAGACAUUUCUUAUGAGGAGAAGAAUUCCAAACUGACCUCUUAUCUGAUCAUCGCCUUGGUGUCUGUGUCCACCUUCUUUCUGACCUUCAUCAUAAUCAUCCUGGGUGUGAGAUUUUGUCGCAGGAAAAAGCCCAGACUGAUGUUUGAUGGAGCAGUUGCUAUCCCUAGUGGAUAUUUCCCUCCUAACUACUCCGAUGUUGAUGGCGCAGGGACAUUACGCAGCACCUAUAACUAUGAUGCCUACUUGACAACUGGUUCCAGAACAAGUGACUUUAAGUUUGUGUCUUCAUACAAUGACACCACACUGCCUGCUGAGCAGACGCUGAGGAAAAGUCCAUCAGACUUUGUUGACAACCUUCAGGAUUCUUUUGACCCUUUGGAGCUCAUCAAGAAAAUGGCAGUAGUGUGCAAUUAA
Molecule: messenger RNA, 2427 nt
Organism: Nerophis lumbriciformis (worm pipefish)
Lineage: Eukaryota; Metazoa; Chordata; Actinopteri; Syngnathiformes; Syngnathidae
Source: RefSeq, a predicted model, not a curated record